AUGCUGCCGAAGCUAGUGUUACUCGCUGGCUGGGCUUUUCAUACCGUCGCGGCCCGACCCGUCUUCACCAACACCAAUUUUGAUGUCGAGCAAGGGACGCCUUUCACGCUCCACUACCAGGGCUGUGACGAUGGCUGCACCAUCGCCCUUAUGACAGGCGAUUCUGCUAAUCUGAGAGUCGAAGAAGAACUGACAACGAGUGCGACCGGUGAUAGCUUCACUUUCACUCUGAAUGACCUUGACGCGGGAACAUACGCUUUUAGAAUCACCAGCGGAACAGACUCUUCAUACAGUGCCCUGUUUGAAUUAGCUGGAGACUCGAACUCCUCUGCGUCGGAAACGGCCGCUUCCUCCGAAACUCCGGCCGAGUCAACAACCGCGCCAGAGACCAAGUCAACGUCAACGUCGACAUCGACAUCAUCUGCAUCUAGUUCGAGCAUCACUGGCUCCGAAUCUUCAACCGACUCUCAAACUACUACGACGUCUACUUCGUCGGGAGUUUCUUCAACCAUGUCAACGGCAUCACAAGCCACCACAACAGCACCCAGCCCUCCCAAGCAUGGACUAAGUGCGGGUGCGAUUGCUGGAAUUGUAGUUGGAGUAGUAGCCGUCAUCCUCAUCGUCCUUGGAGCUUUGUUCUUCGUGAUGAGGAGGAGAAAGCAGAAGGCGGCCAAGGGAUCAACGUCAAGUGCUGACCCACGCGAUGGACAGCCUCAAAUUGCCGAGUUAGAGCAGCCAAAGAACAUUAAUAUCGUCGUCACCCUAGCCACACCGGCUAAGAUACGCAUAUAA
Molecule: messenger RNA, 792 nt
Organism: Fusarium vanettenii 77-13-4
Lineage: Eukaryota; Fungi; Ascomycota; Sordariomycetes; Hypocreales; Nectriaceae
Exons: 3
Coding region: 1-792 (263 amino acids)
Source: RefSeq, a predicted model, not a curated record